UGCCCGGCCUGGCGACUCGCUGGCGUCAUCGGGGCCGCAGCCGGACGAGGAGGCGGAAGAUGGCGUCCGCGGCCGGGCGGCUGUAAAGAGCGCGGCGGCGGCGGCGAGGGCUGCCGAUGGCGGCCGGGAGGCGCCCUCGGACACCCGCCGGCCGUUAGGGCGCGACGCUGGGCGGCAUGUCGGAACACGCGGCGGCCGGAGCUCCGGGGCCCGGGCCCAACGGCGGCGGCGGCCCGGCCCCCGCGCGCGGGCCUCGCACCCCUAACCUCAACCCCAACCCCCUCAUCAACGUGCGCGACCGGCUCUUCCACGCGCUCUUCUUCAAGAUGGCUGUCACCUACUCGCGGCUCUUCCCGCCCGCCUUCCGCCGUCUCUUCGAGUUCUUCGUGUUGCUCAAGGCCCUGUUUGUGCUCUUCGUCCUGGCCUAUAUCCACAUCGUCUUCUCCCGCUCACCCAUCAACUGCCUGGAGCACGUGCGUGACAAGUGGCCUCGCGAGGGCAUCCUGCGCGUGGAGGUGCGGCACAACUCCAGCCGCGCACCGGUCUUCCUGCAGUUCUGUGACGGCGGCCGCGGGAGCUUCCCGGGCCUGGCCGUGGAGCCAGGCAGCAGCCUGGAGUUGGAAGAUGAGGAGGAGGAGGAGCUGAGCAUGGACAUGUUUGGAAACAGCUCCAUCAAGUUUGAGCUGGACAUCGAGCCCAAGGUGUUCAAGUCGCCAGGUAGCACAGAGGCCCUGAAUGACAGCCAGGGGUUCCCCUUCCCCGAGACGCCCGGCAAAGUGUGGCCGCAGGAUGAGUACAUUGUGGAGUACUCACUGGAGUACGGGUUUCUCCGCCUGUCGCAGGCCACGCGCCAGCGCCUGAGCAUCCCGGUCAUGGUGGUCACCCUGGACCCCACGCGGGACCAGUGCUUCGGAGACCGCUUCAGCCGCCUGCUGCUGGAUGAGUUCCUGGGCUACGAUGACAUUCUCAUGUCCAGCGUGAAGGGCCUGGCGGAGAACGAGGAGAACAAGGGCUUCCUGCGGAACGUGGUGUCGGGCGAGCACUACCGCUUCGUGAGCAUGUGGAUGGCGCGCACGUCCUACCUGGCCGCCUUCGUCAUCAUGGUCAUCUUCACGCUGAGCGUGUCCAUGCUGCUGCGCUACUCGCACCACCAGAUCUUCGUCUUCAUCGUGGACCUGCUGCAGAUGCUGGAGAUGAACAUGGCCAUCGCCUUCCCCGCAGCGCCCCUGCUGACCGUCAUCCUGGCCCUCGUCGGGAUGGAGGCCAUCAUGUCGGAGUUCUUCAACGACACCACCACCGCCUUCUACAUCAUCCUCAUCGUGUGGCUCGCUGACCAGUACGACGCCAUCUGCUGCCACACCAGCACCAGCAAGCGGCACUGGCUGCGGUUUUUCUAUCUCUACCACUUCGCCUUCUAUGCCUAUCACUACCGCUUCAACGGGCAGUACAGCAGCCUGGCCCUGGUCACCUCCUGGCUCUUCAUUCAGCAUUCCAUGAUCUACUUCUUCCACCACUACGAGCUGCCCGCCAUCCUGCAGCAGCUUCGCAUCCAGGAGAUGCUGCUGCAGGCGCCGCCGCUGGGCCCCGGGACCCCCACGGCGCUGCCCGACGACAUGAACAACAAUGCGGGCGCCCCGGCCGCCGCCCCCGACUCCCCCAGCCAGCCCGCUGCCCUGGGCCCCAUCUCGCCCGGGGCCAGCGGGAGUCCAGGGCCUGUGGCCGCGGCGCCCGGCUCCCUGGUGGCUGCAGCUGCCGGCGGUGACCUGGGCUGGAUGACAGAGACCGCUGCUAUCAUCACAGACGCCUCCUUCCUGUCCGGCCUCAGGGCCUCCCUCCUGGAGCGGCGUCCAGCCAGCCCGCUGGGCCCUCCUGGGGGCAUCCCCCGCACCCCACAGGACAGUGUCCCCCCGAGUGACUCCGCAGCUCCCGACACAACGCCCCUGGCAGCUGCGGUGAGCGGGUCUAGCCCGGCCUCCACGGCCCCAGUGGAGGCGCCCUCGGAGGCUGGAUCCUGAGCCGCACAGCUGAGCUGCCUCUGACCCCGGCUGUCCCGGCCGGCUGGGCCUGACCUGCUGGAGCCUGUAGGGGUAGGGGAGGCCGUCCCGGGUGGGGGCGCCCGGCCACCUCCUUCCUCUGGUACUGCCCAGCCUGUCUCGGUGGCUUUCAGGGUUUCAUGGGGUUGCCCAGAAGGCAGGCUUCCCUCCCCCCGGUGUGAGGUCGCGCCCCGGGCUGGGCUCGUACCCGUUAGCGAGGAGAGGGGUGGGGUUCCGUGGAAGGUUCUGGAGGGCGCUUGGGGGAAGGUCUGCAGUGAACGUCCUGCGGUGGAGUGGGGUCCCCGUGGUGCAGGCCUGUGAGCACGCGGAAGUGUGGAGUGGCGGCCGGGGCGGGUCCUGGGACCCUGGAACCCUAGCGCUGUCCCUGCCGGCCUCAGCCCGGCUCUGCCUGGUGCUCCGUGCAGUGCCUUGUCCAUGGCCCGGCCCUCCCCGCGUGCGCACCAGGCCUGGGGGCCCCGGGAGAGCAGAGCUUGUGCCUCAGGCAUAGAUAGGGACGCGGGGUGCAGACGCCAACACCAGUGGCAGCAGCCGGGCCGUGGUCCGGCUCUGCCCCGGGGCGGAGUCACUCGGGGAGGAAUGCGGAGGAGAGCUCAUUCCAUUCUAUUUAAUUGCGGUGUACAAAAUUGGGUUUGUAUAUAGAAUAAACUGUCUGUCGACAGCG
This is a messenger RNA of Callithrix jacchus (white-tufted-ear marmoset), 2715 nucleotides long. It is a transcript of the gene TMEM259, whose product is annotated as transmembrane protein 259. The record is from RefSeq and is a predicted model, not a curated record. NCBI's taxonomy places the organism in Eukaryota, Metazoa, Chordata, Mammalia, Primates, Cebidae. Gene Ontology annotation, cellular component: endoplasmic reticulum. Gene Ontology annotation, biological process: positive regulation of ERAD pathway; response to endoplasmic reticulum stress.